Messenger RNA from Lolium perenne, 558 nucleotides. Lineage: Eukaryota; Viridiplantae; Streptophyta; Magnoliopsida; Poales; Poaceae. The record is from RefSeq and is a predicted model, not a curated record.
AUGGCCUCAUCUGCCGAGCGCACGGCACUCAUAGUCGUAGCAGUACUCCUAUGCGCCGUCGGGGCUGCGGCUGACGGCUGCAACCUCACCGCAGGGUUCGCCAAGGUGGAGCUCCAUGAGGGCGACUUCCUGGUGCAGAGCCCCUACGACGUGCCGGUGGACCAGCGAUACCGCUACGACGCUGGCACCGGCGUCCGGACCUUCUGGGUGUACGCCGCCGACAAGGCCUUCAAGGCCGUCACGCCGACGAACCCGCGGACGGAGGUCCGGCUCGCCGGCCAUGACUACUCGUCGGGUGUGUGGCAGUUCGAGGGGGACGUCGGGCGCGAGGUGGAGGCGUGCGUCUACGGCCGGUGGAUCAGGGUGAACGUGGUGCACGACGUCGGCGCGUCCACGGUCGCCGUGUACGUCGACGGGGCGUCGAGGGUGGCCGCCGUCGCCGUGGCACCGAGCGCGUCGCACUACUUCAAGUUCGGGGUGUACAUGCAGCAUCACGACGUGUCCACGCUCAUGGUGGCGCGGUGGAGGAACGUCUCCGUCUACACCAAGCCUUACUAG